UCUGACUCGUUUCAUAUAUGUUUUGAAAAACUAACGUUAAUACGCCACGGUCUCUGGAUGGAAAAUGUUGGCCCUUGUUCUUCUAAUAAUCGCCAGUUGCUUGGCCAUUCAAACGGAAGCCACUACGACAGCAAGUCCAGCCGUCACCGAAGCUGGCAAUGCAGCCCCUGGAGGAUCGGAUAAUAAAGCGGAGCCAGGAAAGAACUCAUUUGAAACAGCGAACUACUGCGAUCCCUCGUUGUGCCACAAAGACCUCCAACAUGUGGCUUGCAAUGAAACAACCGAACUGCACGACCAUUGCUCUCUGGACGCUGAGAUCAUAAAAAUAAGCCCAAAGGUGCAAAGAUUUCUAAUGAGGCGUUUCAAUGAGUUGAGGGAUAGCGUGGCCAAGGGAGGGUUCAACGGACUGAGUCCUGCCAGCCGGAUGGGCACCUUGAAGUGGAAUCCGGAACUGGCCUACCUAGCUGAGUUCAACGUGAAGGAUUGUGUCCUGAGACACGACGAGUGCCGGAACACGAACUUCACACAAAACGCUGGCCAGACGAUUGGGUAUCGAGGCAUUAGGGGAAAAGUCCCAGAGUUGGAAGACAUCCUUAGGGACAUCAUAGGGGUGUGGAUGCGGGAGAACGCCGGAACUUCGGUGGAGCACAUCAUGAAGUAUACCGAGCCAGAAAAUGGGUCGCCGAAAUACAACUUCGUACAGAUCGUGUUGGAGAACGCUGAAUUUGUGGGCUGUGCCAUCGUUCAGCAGUCCAGGUACGGUUGGUUUCAGACGUUCUUCACAUGCAACUACGCCCACGCCCCGGUGGAGGGAUCGCCGGUCUACGAGUCCGGGCAACAGGCGGCGCAGUCCUGCAAGUCCGGAGUGAACCCGAAAUAUACACAUCUCUGUGCCGAGUCCGAGGUCUACGAAAAGGUUAAAACAAGCGGAGGGAACUCGUCAAAUGCCGAAAAUAAAGCGAGAACUCUUGCGAAAAGGGACUUUGUCAUGCUCAACAGCAAAACCGAGGAGGCCGCUCCACCAGUAAUACAACCUAGAAGUGAAACCCCGGCGGCUGAAGGAGGAGCGGCGGCACCUGCAGCCGAUGGAGCAGCAGCGCCAGCCGCCGCUCCAGCAGCCGAGGGAGGAGCAGCUCCACCUGCCGAAACAGCAGUCACUCCAACAGUCGCAGGAGCAGCACCAGGAGCCACUCCAGUGGCUGGAGAUGCCCCCGCUGCCGCACCAGCAGCUGGAGCGACAUCCGGUCCCGGAUCGCCAGGAGGGGAAGAAGCUCAUGUGGAAGGGCUACUGGAACCCAAGGAGACGCCUUUAGACAAGGCUGCUCUGGAGAGGAAGUUCGCCAGGUUCCUGGCGCUGUUGAAGCGGGCUGAGAUGUUUCAUGGUCGCCGAAAGAUCGUGGUCAUAUCCAGCAAUCAUGAGGUGGAAGAUGACCGCGUGCAGCAGGAAGGUGGACAAGCCGAGUCAACUACUAGCACCACGGAAAGAGCUAUCUCCGGACGCAGUGGAAUAAUGAGAAGGUCGAUAGGUAGUCACGUACGCGGUCGUAGUUCCAAUUGGGCUCCGAAAUGGAUAGCUGUACGUUGAAGGCCCAAAGUGCAAUUCUUAGUGCUCCUUAUUGAAUUAAAAUUGCUUCAAAGUAAA
Molecule: messenger RNA, 1642 nt
Organism: Drosophila erecta
Lineage: Eukaryota; Metazoa; Arthropoda; Insecta; Diptera; Drosophilidae
Exons: 3
Coding region: 65-1585 (506 amino acids)
Source: RefSeq, a predicted model, not a curated record